ACAAGAGGCUAUCAGCAUUGUAGCUAGCCAAGAUGAAAUGAUUAGUUGAUCAAGCAGCGUGAGGUGCGAAGAUGUUGCCGCUAGUUGCCUCCCUCGUUCUGAGCUUGCUGGUUCCAUCACUGGGCGCAGCCGUGCCGUCGCCAGCGACGCCUGGAAGAAGCACGGCGGCCGCCCGGUGGCGCGAGCUCCACGGCAACCGCUCGUGGAACGGCCUCCUGGACCCGCUCGACAUCGACCUCCGCAGGUCCAUCAUCGCCUACGGCGAGCUCGCGCAGGCUACCUACGACGGCUUCAACCGCGAGAGGCGCUCGCCGCACGCCGGCGCGUGCCUGUACGGGCGCUCCGACCUGCUGCCUGGCGUGGGCGCGUCCGCCGCGGGCCGCCGCUACGCCGUCACCAGGUUCACCUACGCCACGUCGGCGGUCCCCGUGCCGGAGUCGGUCCUCCUCCUGCCGCUGCCGGAGGUGAAGGACGCGUGGUGCCGGGAGUCCAACUGGAUCGGGUACGUCGCCGUGGCCACGGACGAGGGCGCGGCGGAGCUGGGGCGGCGCGACAUCGUCGUGGCGUGGCGCGGGACCGUGAGGGACCUGGAGUGGGCCAACGACUUCUCCUUCGCGCCGGUGUCCGCCGCGCCGGUGCUGGGCGCCGCGGCCGCCGCGAACCCGUUGGCCCUCGUGCACCGGGGCUUCCUCUCCGUGUACACGACCAGCAACGCGAACUCAAAGUACAACAAGGCCAGCGCCAGAGAUCAGGUUUUCGAGGAGGUGAGGAGGCUGAUGGAGCUGUACAAGCACGAGGUGACCAGCAUCACCAUCACCGGCCACAGCCUCGGCGCGGCGCUCUCCAUCCUGAACGCCGUCGACAUCGUGGCCAACGGCCUGAACACCCCCGUCGGCUCCUCCUCCCGGCCGCCCUGCCCGGUGACGGCCGUCGUGUUCGGGUGCCCCCACGUCGGGGACCGCUUCUUCAGGGCCGCCUUCCGCUCGUUCCGGGACCUGAGGGCCCUCCACGUGAAGAACGCCGGCGACCUCGUGCCGGUGGUCCCGCCGCUCGCGUACGUGGACGUCGCCGUGGUGCUGCCCAUCGACACGGGCCGGUCGCCGUACCUGAGGCCGCCGGGCACCGCGCAGACGCUCCACAACCUCGAGUGCUACCUGCACGGCGUCGCCGGCGAGCAGGGCAGCGCCGGAGGGUUCAGGCUGGAGGUGGACCGCGACGUGGCGCUGGUGAACAAGGGCGCCGACGCGCUCAAGGACGAGUACCCGGUGCCGGCUAAUUGGUGGGUGCCGGAGAACAAGUGGAUGGUCAGGGGCGCCGACGGCCACUGGACGCUCAAGGACUUCAAGGAAAUCUAGUUAAUAACAUAGCUUGCUUCUCAAUUUCUCAUGCAUCAAAAGCUUCUUAAAAUGACGAGAAAGUUUUUGAAUAAUUUCUUUUUCUUCCAAUUCGUUGAGAUAUUUUGUAACCCAAAUUAAAGUUUUAUUACUUGAAACAUUCAAAGCUUAAAGGUUGGCUUCUCAUUUAAUGAGAAUAAAGCUCUUCGGAAA
Messenger RNA from Panicum hallii, 1547 nucleotides. RefSeq names its product phospholipase A1-II 7-like. The transcript is spliced from 2 exons. Bases 72 to 1355 code for a protein of 427 amino acids. Gene Ontology annotation, biological process: lipid metabolic process. NCBI's taxonomy places the organism in Eukaryota, Viridiplantae, Streptophyta, Magnoliopsida, Poales, Poaceae. The record is from RefSeq and is a predicted model, not a curated record. Gene Ontology annotation, molecular function: glycerophospholipid phospholipase A1 activity.